GCUGAGAUUUGUUUUAUACUCAUCAGUCAGUCUUUACUGUUUAAAUUUUAGUUGUGUUCAAUACUAUUUACGAAUUAUUAAAUAGUCUCUAAUUGUUAAACAAUACUUAUAAAUAUCGUGAUAAUAUAAUCAGCAGUUUUGAGGACGUGAUUAACAUUUUAUUACACUUCGUAUUCGCGGCUUUUGCGGCAUCCGGUUGCUACUUCAUAUAUACAAAUUGUUUGUACGAGAUCGCAAUAUGGCUCUAACUAACAUUGAAAAGGAAUAUGAAGAUUUCGUAAAGAAGAACUCUUGGUUACUUAUUUAUUACAAAAUUUGUAGAGAAGGUCAGCCGCAGAACUUAACUACUAUAGAAGCUAAAAAGCCUCAAAACAAACACUUAAAUAGGUACAGAGAUGUUAGCCCAUAUGACCAUACACGUGUUAAAUUGAACCGAAUCGAAAGGGAUUAUAUCAAUGCCAACUAUGUAAAUAUACCAUGUGCAAACAGAAAGUAUAUUCUUACCCAAGGACCAUUAGCUGCCACUAUGGGACAUUUUUGGCUCAUGGUAUGGGAGCAAUGUUGUACGGGCAUAAUAAUGUUAAACAGAUUGAUUGAAAAUAAGGAGACAAAGUGUCACCAGUACUGGCCUGGUGAAGUUGGAUCAGAGUCUAUUUAUGAAGAUGUUCAGUUGGCAGUCACACUUAUUAGUGAACAAAAUAAAAAUUACUACAUACUCAGAAAAUUCAAACUGCAAGAUUUGGAGAGCAUGAAAACGCGAGAAAUCUUACAAUUCCACUACAUAACGUGGCCCGACUUUAAAGUACCAAAAUCACCAACACAAUUUUUAGAAUUUUUAAGCGAUGUUCGAUCUUCUGGAAUUUUGGAGUCUAGUGGACCACCAAUUGUACACUGUAGUGCAGGAAUCGGUCGAUCUGGUACUUUUUGUCUUGUGGACUCUACCCUCUUUAGCAUGGAAAGUGAUGGAGUUAACAAUGUAGAUCCUAAGGAAAUAUUAAAAAACAUGCGGACACAGCGUAUGGGUUUAAUUCAAAACACGGAUCAAUUCCGUUUCUCAUAUCUGGCGAUCAUAGAAGGUGUUAGAAGAUUAGACCCUAAUUACAAAGCGGCGCCUAUAGAGGAGAUAUAUUCUGAGGUUGAUGUUUCAUCAUCAGAAACUUUAAAUAUUGAUCCAUCAUGUGCACCACCUUUGCCACCGCGGGGAGCGAGUCUCGAAACUCGUCCGUGCUUUGGUCCACUGCCACCAGUUCCUGUGGACUCUACCCAAGAUGAUUUGUGCAGUUCCAGUGACAGCUCAGAAUAUAAUUCACCACUUCAAUCACCAUCGCGAUUCGGACACCUCAAAGACGAUAAAAAGGAAGAAUCAGAGGAGCUGUUCACACAAACAAGCCAAGAAGGCCCGACAUUAAGAGUAAAGGCUGGGACACAAAACUUGCGAAGACCUUUGUGGCGACUGUCGACACCAGAACCGGAGAAAAAACCAAAAAAACCCAAAUGGCUGCCAAUAUCUAUCAUUAUGGCAUUAGGGAUCUUCGCAAUUGGAUUUAUUUACGUUUACUAUUAACCUUUUUAUUAGACAUAUAUUAGUUCAUAAUUUGUGCAAUUAACAUCUAUAUCAUGCAUGUAACACAGUUUUAAGACUGUAAUGUAAUUAGUUUGUAUCAUAAGCAAUUUUAUAUUUCUGUAGAAGACUCAAUUGUGAAUGCCUUUGUGAUUGCUACUCAAUUGGCGGGGGGGUGAAGUGGGCCCUUAUUUGUCAAAUUGCCUAUUUUUACUUUAACACAAUGUAGACAGUUGCCAAUGGCAGCAUGAGGGUCUGUCCGUUGUUGACUGAUCAGAGAAAUUAAUAACGCAAUGUUAAGAUUUACAAAAAGAGGAAACGUGCAUAUAAUAAUACAUUGGAUUCACUGCCAUUUUUAUGAAUUUCAAAUGCUGUAUUAUCUGAUCUACAAUUUUUUUAGGUAAAUAUAAUAUGCAGGUCAUUUUAUUUUGUUAGUUGGUUUAGUGUCUAUUACAAAAGUUUUUAAGUGCGGUGCGUGCGUGUAUUGAUUCAAAAUCUUAUACAAGCUUAGAAGAAAAUAGAAAUGAUCUUUUUUAUAUAGUUACUUUAAUAUUUAUUUUCGAGCAAAUUAUACACUUUUAUAAUCAUGUAUAAAAGUGUGUUUAGUUGUGUCCUAAAACGUGCCUAUAAUAAUACAUUGGAUUCACUGCCAUUUUUAUGGAUAUUAAAUGCUGUAUUAUCCGAUCUACAAUUUUUUUAGAUAAAUAUAAUAUGCAGGUCAUUUUAUAUCGUCGGCUGGUUUAGUGUCUAUUACAAAAGUUUUUGAGUGCGGUGCGUGCGUGUAUUGAUUCAAAAUCAAAUACAAGCUUAGAAAAAAAUAGAAAUGAUCUUUUUUAUAGAGUUACUUUCAAACUAUUUCACCUAUAUUUAUUUUCGAGCAAAUUAUACACUUUUAUAAUCAUGUAUAAAAGUGUGUUUAGUUGUGUCCUGAGAUUUUCAAUCUUUUUUUAUUAGUAGCUGCAUUUCCGUAUUCGGAGAGAGGUGCAUCUGUCAUUUCUUCUUUAUCUAAAAUUAGCGCACAAAAGUAUAAAGAUCAACCUCGGCGAUGUAUGAACGCACUCUAAUUGUUUAAAACUGCAGACCGGUAUGAGAACGCGCGUCGUAUGUAAAAAUCAGUCUUUUAUAUUGUAUAAGGUCUUUAGGUAUGAAAAGCCCACCGCUAACUAUAUAAUGCCAAUGUAUGGACCUAUUAUUAUGAAAUUUUCCUUCUUUCCUUUCUUCUAUUAUUUACAUUCCUACGAAAUGUAUCCCUAGUAUUUGUAUAUUUUUCAACAGAUGAGUUCGGUAACAAGAUAUUAUAUUACUAUAAGACUACUAUAUUCAUUGUUAUCGAAUCUAUCAACGACUUUUUAUUAACAAAGGCAUGUAACACAUCAAUUAAAUUGUAUACUACAACGUAGUUCCUAUAAAUUCUAGAAAUCAUUUUGUUGUGAAAAAAAAUUGUGUAACAGUUUGGCAAUCAAAGGUUCUACUUUACAACCCUCAAAUAAAUCGCCUCUACGUAAGAUAUGUGGGUGAUCCGGCUUAAUUGUAGGAACGCCAACCCACAAUACAAUUAAGUUAUACAUUUGCAUGCCUUUUGUACUGAAAACAUUUAAAAUAAUUAUUCAAUAAAUAGUAUUAAAUCGUA
Molecule: messenger RNA, 3191 nt
Organism: Pieris napi
Lineage: Eukaryota; Metazoa; Arthropoda; Insecta; Lepidoptera; Pieridae
Gene: Bmptp-Z
Product: tyrosine-protein phosphatase non-receptor type 1-like
Exons: 9
Coding region: 239-1564 (441 amino acids)
Biological process (GO): protein dephosphorylation
Molecular function (GO): protein tyrosine phosphatase activity
Source: RefSeq, a predicted model, not a curated record